AUGUGCUACGGUGCGGUUGUACCGGAUGGCUACGGUGCCGCCUACAACCCCCACGCGGACUACAUUGUGACUGUGGUGACCUGUUUCAAGGAUGAUGCAGAGACCAGCGCAGAACAGUUUUCGGCCCUGUUGGAGGCCUCUCUCCUCGAAAUGCACGACCUUGUAACCGCCAAUCCCGAGCUGGCACGUCAAAAGUCCCCCGAACCAACUACCUGGACAAUACCAGAAGAAAUUGCUGGCAUGCAAGACUAA
Messenger RNA from Dibothriocephalus latus, 252 nucleotides. The record is from the annotation of a GenBank genome assembly. Lineage: Eukaryota; Metazoa; Platyhelminthes; Cestoda; Diphyllobothriidea; Diphyllobothriidae.